GUGCAGAGCCCUUUAUGGAACAAAAUUACAUUUGCGCAUAACGUGUGCAAUUGAUGAAUUAAAAAACUCAUCCGAUUUAGGUAGAACUAAAUGAACAUGUUGUCGGACGAGGAGAAUGACGAACUGCAAGACUUGGAAGCGAUACGCGAUAAGGUUCUUAGCAACCCACAUAGCAAGCGUAUGCAAGUCAGCGCUUGGGAAGAUGAUGAUGAUGGUGUAGAAGCAGAACGUAAUGCAAGAGAACCUGAUGCAAAAGCCAUGUUAAACGCUGCCGAAGAGGGAAACCUGGAAAACAUUAAGAAUUUGUUGAAUAAAAACCGCCAUUUACUCAAUUGUACCGAUAAGGACGGCUAUACUCCGCUUCAUAGGGCAUGUUAUGGCAACAAUGUGGAAGUGGUGGAGUAUCUACUUGAAGCAGGGGCUAAAACAGACGCUAAAACUCAAGAUGAAUGGCAACCUCUACAUUCUGCAUGCUGUUGGAACAACACAGAAUGCGCUGAAGCCUUAAUCGCAAAUGGAGCAGAUGUUAAUGCAACAAGCAAAGGAGAUCAAACACCUUUACAUUUGAUUUCUGCUAGUUCAUACAACUCUCCUGCUCUCCAGCUUCUUCUCUUGCAUCCUGACACAAAUCCCUAUCUGGUUAACUCAAGUGGAGACACGGCAGAUCAAAUCGCGAGAAGGACAACCAAAAACUAUCCCAUGUUCGAAAUAAUUGAACCCUGCCUAAAUGAGAUUUAAGAAAUAUCAGCAGGAGGAAUGCAAACAUUGGAAAAAUGAGUCGUUUGUGUAAAUGCGUCUUUGUUGUUGUGUUUUAUGCUAUUCUAUAAAAAUUUAUGUAUAUAAAUUACAUUCUUGAACAAGAUAUACAAUCUAUAUGAAUACAUAUGAUCCAAUAUAAAAGUUUAUAUAAAAAUAUAAUGGGGGAUAUAUAAUUACGAGUGUAAUCGUUAUAUCGGAAGAGUCUAUCAGAAUAAUACUUCAUCGCAUUGUUCAUUUUUUCUUCAGUAUAUGUCAUAAUGAUCAUGAC
This is a messenger RNA of Atta colombica, 1027 nucleotides long. Its product is annotated as ankyrin repeat domain-containing protein 49-like. The transcript is spliced from 4 exons. The record is from RefSeq and is a predicted model, not a curated record. Gene Ontology annotation, molecular function: protein binding. Lineage: Eukaryota; Metazoa; Arthropoda; Insecta; Hymenoptera; Formicidae. Bases 91 to 738 code for a protein of 215 amino acids.